CCACAAUGCACAGCUACCUUUACGUUCCUCGGCUCGUCCGGAGUUGUUAAUAUAGUUGCACCCACCUUGGUCAGCUAGGUUAUCCUGAAAGGCACACCGUUUAAAUCACAUUCUAAACAAGUCGGGCUAACGCUUUGCGUUGGCAGGAGCUGGAGGCGAUCAAAGCCCGCGUGAUAGAGAUGGAGCAGGAGGCAGAGAAGCUGAGGGAGGUGCAGUACGAGCCCGAGAGCCGCCUUCUCUACAGCCCGCAAGCAGGGAUCUUCUACAGCAUGACCCAUGAGGAGAGAAUAGAUGCAGACAACAGAUCGGUCUACGUGGGGAAUGUGGAUUAUGGGACCACUGCAGACGAGCUGGAGAUCCACUUUAACGGCUGCGGUCACGUCAACAGGGUCACCAUUCUGUGUGAUAAAUUCACUGGCCAUCCAAAAGGGUUUGCUUACAUCGAGUUCUCUGAUAGAGAGUCAGUGAGAACGGCCAUGGCCUUAGAUGAGACCUUGUUUAGGGGGCGUGUCAUAAAGGUAAUGCCUAAAAGAACCAACAUGCCCGGCAUCAGUACCACAGACAGAGGGUUCCUGCGGGGAGGGCGCUUCAGGGGCCGAGGGUUCCGUGGAUCCAGGUUUAACAACGGCUUCCAGGGCAGGUUCCGUGGCUUCAGCAGGUCAGAGCUGUGUCGUUUCAACGCCGACAACCCAUACUGAACACGCAGAUGGCCACACUUGCUUGCUUCUCCAGUGUACAUUCACAACCUGACCUCAGCUUGACUCACUGAUCCGCUCUAAUACAAAUCACUGGGUGACGUGUGCACACAAGCCACUUUAGCCCAUGAAACAAUUAUGCUGGGUAAUUAGGUUAUGAUUUGUUGGAUUGGAACUAAUUAGAAUUUACAGAGUCAGUGAAAUCAAUGUAAAAUUGGGGGUCAAAGAUUAUGCUAAAUGUAGAAAAUGUUUACAAAUGCCUACUGUUCAUCUCUGUAAUAUUGACUUUGUUUUAGGGGAAGUGGAAGAACUCAGCCUUGGUAUGUUCCUUAUUGACAGAAAGAAGAAAAUUUUGUUUUGUUUUUUUUCCUCCUUGUUUAUGGUCUCCUAAGCACUUGUGGGUGCUAACUGGUGUUCCCACAGUCCUGCCUUUAAUGGAACUCUGAUGCACAUCAAUUUUCAUGGUAAAAUUUUAAGUACAUAUUUUGGGU
Messenger RNA from Electrophorus electricus (electric eel), 1186 nucleotides. The record is from RefSeq and is a predicted model, not a curated record. Lineage: Eukaryota; Metazoa; Chordata; Actinopteri; Gymnotiformes; Gymnotidae.